Molecule: messenger RNA, 3765 nt
Organism: Lytechinus pictus (painted urchin)
Lineage: Eukaryota; Metazoa; Echinodermata; Echinoidea; Temnopleuroida; Toxopneustidae
Product: monocarboxylate transporter 13-like
Exons: 5
Coding region: 158-1975 (605 amino acids)
Biological process (GO): monocarboxylic acid transport; transmembrane transport
Cellular component (GO): plasma membrane
Molecular function (GO): monocarboxylic acid transmembrane transporter activity
Source: RefSeq, a predicted model, not a curated record
GGACAAAACCUUGGGGCGUUCAGGGGUUCAGAAGGUCGCCACACAAUGCACAACACGUACCGUACUAAGAAAACCGAACGUCGUUGAAUGAAAGAUUUGUACCGGAACUUGAAUAGAAGUCCACUUUCACUGCCAUGGUAUAAGCUGUCGUUUCAAAAUGAAGGCGUCAAAUGCUGACACUCAACAACAAGGGAAUGUCAAAGAAAAUACAAAGGAAUCUUCACAAAAUCGUAAAAAGGAAGAUGGUGGAGCGAAUCUACUUUCGAUACGAGAUACGAACCCAGAAGCUCCUGAUGGAGGGUGGGGAUGGAUGGUGGUAUUAGGAGCGUUUAUCAACGGGUUAGUGUCGGCAGGAUUCACGUCUCUGAUCAGUGUCUUGUACGUAGAAUGGAUCAAAUAUUUUGAUGUUAGUGCAGGCGAGUUGAGUUGGAUUGGGUUUCUGUUCCCCGGGACUGCUGGUUUUGUCAGUAUUGUCAUUGGAAAGAUUUGGACUACUUUCGGAGUCCGGAGCGCGGCGAUUGUAGGAUCCAUUCUGGCCUCAGCGGGAUGUUUAGGAGGGGCAUUUUCCACUAAACCAUUCCAUAUAGCAAUCAGUAUUGGAUUAGUAUCAGGUCUAGGAGUUGGUCUAUGUUUCAUCUCGGCAGUGAACAUGGUGGCGGUCUACUUCAACAAGCGAUUCGGUAUGGCCAACGGCAUUAUGUUCAUCGGAACCAGUCUGAGUCAGAUCGGGGUUCCACCCCUUACCCGUUUCCUGGUGUCCCAGUACGGCUGGCGAGGUACCUUACAGAUCAUCAGUGCUAUUAUGUGCCACAGCAUCGCUGCCUCCUGUCUUCUUAGACCACUGAAAACCACGAGGAAGAAAAAGUGCAUUGUGAAGUCCGUGUCUGGAGAGAGCGACAACAAAGCCUUUGAGACGAACGAAGUUGUUGAACUUGAGGCACUGCCGUCACUCUCGACGCCGUUAGGCACACCCGUUAUCCAACGACGACGCAAGAUCAUUGUAGAUAGUGAUCUCGAUGGAGUGAAUAGAAGUAUACGAGGAAAGGGUUUGUUGAUGAAACCUGACAACCUUGGGCACCAUCUGAAAGCAUCCCCACUAGAACUGGAACGACGUUUAGAGAAGUUGACACUGCCAUCCGCACAGGACAACCGUGACCUUAAUUCUGACCGUGUUCCUGCCGAUAUUCCUAAGAUCAGAAUUGACGAUUUUGAUAAAAUAGUUACUACGUCUGACAAGUUUGGGAAAUAUGGAAAAGAGGAUACCACGAAUGAUAAAACGGGAAGUAACGCAGAUGAUGAGGCCGAAAGAAAGGGUUGUUCGGGUCAUCUUUGCAAAACCCUUGCAGACAUGUUUGGAAUUACUCUCUUCAGGAACGAACCCCUUUCAAUCUUGCAGAAUAUAUCAUCUACGGUAGUCAUGAUAGCGACAUUCAUGCCCGUAGCUCAUGUCAUGGCCAUGGCAACGGAUCGUGGUAUGUCAGUCAGCAAUGCCGCUGCUCUUCUAUCCGUGCUCGGGGUUGGUGGAACGGCUGGACGCAUUUUAUCUGGUGUCAUCGUGGACAAGAAACUAAUAGGUCCCCACUCCUAUAUGAGCCUACUCAAUGUCCUAACUGCUAUUCCCAUUGCCAUCCUACCGUCCGUUGCCUCUAACUUUCCUCAUGCCGCCGCAACCAUCUUCUUCACUGGCCUCGGGAUCGGAUCAACAAUCGUCAUCCGUAUCGUCCAAGCUAAGAAAGUAGUCUCGCCGCCCUUCAUGAGCGAUAACGUGCGCAUUGUCGUCAUGUCCACGGGAUUUGGUAUGACCAUCGGUGCAGUUGUAUCAGGAUGGUUGACUGACCUGACCGGAAGUUAUUCCAUGUCAUUUUACACCUCUGCUGACAUCCUUCUAUUCGGAGCUGCCAUCAAUCUGACCUUGUCUGUAGUCACACGAAUGAGGAGAAAGAAACAAAACAACCGGAAAAAAGAUCCGAGUUAACCUUCCCAUAACCAAGACAUUAUCAUGGUUGGACUCUCUUGUCUUCCUGUAGGCAAUUUGCCUGUCGCGGUUAAUGUGCAAAUGGGUUUGAAAAAUGUGUCAACAUGCAAAUCCCGGAACUGCGAUCAAAGUUUAAUUUGCCGCCAAAACGUAGGAGGCGCGUGACGCUGGCAUAUGCCGUGAUUGGUCACGUGGUUUUACGAUAUAAUGGAUGAAUAAGAUUGUCAUGACUAUUUGGUCACUUCACAUACUAAGAAUUGUUCUGGGAUUUCAAGUAAUUGUUUGAUUAAUAAAACUAAAACAUUAAUGAGGCAUCAGGAUUGUUAGUUCUUAUGGCUAGGUAUUGUCGACGCCGAGAACAGGUUGAUCAUCGCGUCUGACCGUAAAUGACGAGACAUAUAAGAGAAGGCUGGGUACCAGUAAUGAUGAAUCUCAGUAGUGACAUGUUGACUUUCUGUAACAGUUUCCAUCGCAUGAUAAGAAUCAGAGGCCUUUUGCUUCUCAGCCAAUCAAAAAGGGAUUUUAUUGAAGCUGUCAUGAGCUGACAAUUAAAUACGUUAUGAGAACCUGUCAUGACACAGUCUUCCCGAGACAGGAUUAGUGACAAAUAAUUUGGAAAAAUUAAUAUUUAACAAUAUCUGGGGACUUGUCGGACGUUUCAUACAACGAAUCAUGUUCUAUCAGACGGUUGCCAUAGUAAAAUAGUGGUCGCGUCGUGGUCUAGUGGUUCUGACUCUUGCCUUUCAAACAGAGGGUCGUGGAUUCGAAUCCUAGCCAUGGCGUGGUUUCCUUCAGCAAGAAAUUUAUCCACACUGUGCUGCACUCGACCCAGGUGAGGAUUCCUUGAAUGCUUGAGCGCCUAGGCAGCCCAGCUAAAGCCGGGGUAAUAAUAGCAGGGCCCGCUGAGAGAACAGUUUUCAGAACUGAAGUGGCUACCCUGGGUUAAUAUACCGCUAUUAUUAUUAUUUUUAUUAUCAGUAAAGUGCCUCUCAGCCAAUCAAAAUCAAGUAAAGUUGACAGAUCCGACAACUUAUCGGACACAAAUGUUGAUGAAACGCUCCCCAGAUAGUGGCGCAAUUGGCAAAGAAGUAUGUAAAUGGGUAAUUGACGGUAGAGUGAAGCAUUAAUUGUUGUUUGAAGAUAUGCCAUUAAAGCAAAUUAUUGCUGCUAAGAUUUAGAGAUGUUUAUUUGCUUUUCUGGGAAAAUAUUCCAUUUAUUUUUAAUUGAUAUCACAUAAAAAUGGUCCGCGAGUGGUUUUGAAAAUUGGAGGCUGAGCAUUGAUCUGAAAAGUAUAAAUGGAUAGAAUUUUAACGUUUUUGUAUUUUGUUUACCGAAAAAAUACACCCCUCCCCCCCCCCCCCCCCCGUUCAGUUGCCCCUGUGACGAAUGCAGUAUUUUGAAAACCAACUUCCAUGUAUAUUCUUUAUUCUAUAGUUUUGUAUGUAUAGAAUUAGAAAACAAAUUUUCGCUGAUGAUAUGUCAAGUUCUGUUCAUUAUUCGUACUUGAUGAAACAAAUUUCUUUGCGCAAUUUAUAUAGCCUUUUGAUGAUUGAAUGUUCUUGGAUAUUGAAUGGAUUAGGAUGAAAAUACAUCAAUAGAAGACGACGGCUUGAGAUGAGGCAGAAGAGAAAGAAAGGAAGUGACAAAUACUUAAUUAUUUGUUUUAUAUUGGUUAUUUAGCUCCUGAAAAUGUAUUGAUAUUCACCCUGCUAUAUAGGUUUCUUCAGUCGUUAUGAAAUUAGUGCUAUCUAUAAACUGUUUCAGAAACAUAACCAUUAUCAUUCAUAUAA